GGAGCUGGCUGGGGCUGGGGCUGGGGCCGGAAGAGCAUAGCUAUGGACAUAGCUUCGCCUUUUGCGUGGUCCUGGCCUGCGGAUUCUCUCGGCCCACCAUCUUCUUCCAUCGGCCUCGCUCGACAAUUAUGACUCGUCUUUCCUCUCGCUCCCGCCAUUCUCUUCGUGCCCUUCCAACAACCCACUCACUCGCGGCGCGUCCUUCACAUCUUGACGAGCACACGAGCAUCAGCUCGCUGGAUUCCACGCCCACUCCAUUCGCCCUCCCCCUCCCCCUCCCUUCUCAAUCCCUCACCGAGAGAUUUUACCGCGCGAGUCUACGCGAGUGGUUGAUGCUGGGUCCGCCCCUGCCCUCGUCUUCCGGGUGGUGCCAUGCAUCCCUUGAAUGCCUCGACCCGUCGCUCGCUACGUCGUAGCUGCUAUGGCCGCUUCUUUUCUGGCAAAAGCGAGGUCCGAGUCUUUCUUUGCAUGAUCGAGAGAGGAUCGGAACCGAAAUGAGAGCUGGCAUUUCUUGCACCAGAUCCGCUGCAUCUGGAUGUGAGAGGUUUCCGAGGGCGGAUUGUCGCCGUCUUCAGUUUGCUCGGUGCGAAAGAAUCGAAUCGAAUCGAUCGCUGAGACAUUCGUCGAUCGAUUGAACAUGCGUAGAGAAACAUUGUCGAUGAGAUGAGGUCAGUGGUGGUGAGAGUGGUGAGGAGAGGGUGAGAGAGAUUCACAUUGAGGUGGAAAUUGAUCGAUCGAUCGAUCGAUUGAUUGAUUUGGGAGGAUGGAUCAGGCGAAGGCUUCCUACUACAGGCCCAAGAGGCUGCCUGCCAAUGAGGAUCGGAUUUACAAGUUCCGAUUGUACGAGGACUCGCUCAAGGAGAGGCUGCAGGGAGUCAAGGAGUACCAACACAUCAUGCGCAAUGCGGAAUUCGCGCAUUCCUUCGACGCGAAGCGCAAGUUCAAGGAGACGCAGGCCAUCGUGCAGACGAUGCAGGCGCACAGCGAGAAGAGCACCAUCACCCGGAAGCAGAAGCUUGCGGCGCUGCUCGACGGCGAGGAAUCGUUCCUCAUCGACGAAUUGAAAACCGUCGCCAUGACUCUGCCGGAGCGCAGGGCGUGGCUCGAUGCUCGAGCCCGAGCGCUCAAGGCCAAUCGCAUGGAGGAGAAAGACAAGUACGCCGAGGACAUGCUCUUCAAAGCUUGGAGAGAAAACAACGACGACUGCCGACUGCACGACUCGAAGAUGGCGGUUCGCAGGGCUGUCGAGGGCAGGAAAGCGCAAAUCCAAGUGCUGGAGAAGAUGAAGGAGGACGAGGAGGAGAAGGCGAAAUUCUUCCAGAAGCAGAUCGAGCGCGAAGAGGCGAAGCAGGAUGCGAGAUUCUACAAGGAGCAGGCGCAGAAGGAGGCCACGAAGCAGGAAGCAAUUCAGUUGCUGAACGAGCAGCGGCUGCUGGUCGAGAAGCUCCGCGAGGAGGACAAGAGAACUGCCAAGAGGCAGAUGGCAGAAAUGACGCAGCGAUGGAAGGAGGAGACCGAGGCCCUGAAGAUGGAGAUGGACGAGAAUAAGCAACUCUUCCGCCAGAGGGCUCGUCACACGCAGCAGUACAACGAGGCGAACAAGGGCAUGAAGCAGCACAACAUCGAUCAGGAGAAGGCCCAGGAUCGAGACAGGCUCGCUAAGAAUCUCGAGAAGGAAGCGGCCGAUCAAUUGGCCGAAGAGGAAUUGAAAGCCUCCCAUCGACGAGAGGCCAGAGAUUACGCCGCGCACCUCAGGAACAUGAUGAACCGGCAGAAAGCCGACGAUUUGGCUGCCGAUGCUGUGUUCAAAGCCAAGGAAGACGAGGAAUGGGAUAAACGAGAAGCCGUGUGGAAGAAGAACGAGGACGCGAGACAGAGACUCUGGUGCCGUGUUCACGAAGAGCGUCAGCUGCAAAUUGCGGAGAUGGAGGCGAACCGUAAGGCCAUGGAAGCGGAGAGGAGAGCGGAGGCAGAAGCGCACGCAGCAGAGCUGCGGGCGAUGGAAGAAGAGAGGCAGAUUAGAGCUAUGGAUGAGAGGCUGACAAAGCAAGAGCUCCUGGAGGCUUUGGAGUCCCAGAUCAGGGGCAAGAAAGCUCAAACGAUUGCUGUGCAAGAGCAGAAACGGGAAGAGUAUGAGCAUACCAAGAAAACUGAGGAGAAUUAUGAGGAGAAUCUCAAGAAGGUGAUGGCUGCGCUUCCUUUUCCAGAACCCUUUUAUGGAAGGAAAACCACACAGUGGUACGAGCCCUGAUCACUGAUGCUGGCUUGCAGCAACCUCCAGAAACUCAUUUCUCAUGUUGUCUGAAGGCAAGUGACACCGCGAAUGUGAUAUCCGGUAAGUAUUUUUUGUAGUGUCGGCGGAGGGCUUCAACGAGCUUCAUAUUAGUUUAAUGAUCGAGGCAGCAGAGGAAAUUUGAGUGGUGUGAACAAUGUUUGGAGCUGGCUGCGGACUUUUUCGAGGAUUUUCACUUGUAGAUCUUCUUGAGUCUGGUAAAAGCCACUAUAGACGAGUCCAAUUUUGGUUGACUGAUGAACUACAUGAUUAGAUUUCGAACGAAUGUGUGAUCAUGUAUAAUCGUCAUACUUAUAAACAAGUACAGUCUGAACUCAGGUAAAAUCCAACCCUUUCGAUGGUAUGUCCCAAAUUCACAAUCUCCAAAUUACUAUUAAUUGUUUUCGGGGC
Messenger RNA from Marchantia polymorpha subsp. ruderalis, 2683 nucleotides. Lineage: Eukaryota; Viridiplantae; Streptophyta; Marchantiopsida; Marchantiales; Marchantiaceae. The record is from the annotation of a GenBank genome assembly.